GAGAGAAGCUGCGGCGGGAAAGAAAGAAUGGCCGGCGGUGGGGAGGGAGGCCCUUUCCGUUUCCGCCCCGCCGUGGUCCGCUACGCGGCGGACCAUCCCUUCUUCGAGGUAGGGAGCCUCCUUGCUCUGCCUUCCUUCCGAGCUGGGGUCGGCCUGCCUGGGAAGAGAGCCGCCGCUUUUCUUCCCCGCGCCUGAAGCGAUGGCUGUAAAUGCUGUUCUCUUCCUCUCCAGGAUGGCGACGUCCACCGGCAUAUGUACCUCCAAGGUCUCCUGGAGAAUGUCACGAGGGACACGGAAAGGCCCAGGUGAAGAUUGGGGAGAGGUGCCUCCUCCUUUCCUAACCUCUGAAUUUUCUUGCCAAAUUGGUGGAUGCAGCCAGGUUUUCAACACCUUGGAGAGUUUUGAGCAUCAUUACAACAUGCUGCACAGGAAUGUGUGUUCUUCUUGCAAAAGAGCCUUCCCUUCAACACAUUUGUUAGAUGUUCACAUUUUGGAGUGGCAUGAUUCCCUCUUCCAGAUAAUGGCAGAGAAGCAGAAUAUGUACCAGUGUUUGGUAGAGAGCUGUCCAGAGAAAUUCAAGAGCAGCAAAGACCGCAAGGAACACUUAAUCACAGUUCAUCAGUAUCCAUCUAAUUUUCGCUUUGAUAAAUCUCUGAAAGCACAAAGGAAAGAGAAAAUGAGGCCUUCAUCAAAAGAAAGCAAUGUACCAAUGGAUAUGACUCUGGAAGACUCAGAACAAUCACAUGCUGAGGCCAUGGAAAUAGGUCCAGAUGAAAGUAUAAUGGAAAGUGACUUUCAGUCUGAGUGUACAGAGUGUACUGUGGACUCUCCAGCUUUUGGAAAACGCCAAUAUAGAUCAAGGUUGGUGGCUUUGCUUUUUUCAGUUGGCUUGGAAUCACCUUUUGGUAUGAACAUCUGCCUGACUUUGCACGGAAAAAUCUAUCUCUUCAAGAAUUAGAAUAAUUUUGGUCAC
Molecule: messenger RNA, 973 nt
Organism: Ahaetulla prasina
Lineage: Eukaryota; Metazoa; Chordata; Lepidosauria; Squamata; Colubridae
Gene: ZNF511
Product: zinc finger protein 511
Exons: 4
Coding region: 200-958 (252 amino acids)
Source: RefSeq, a predicted model, not a curated record